UGAGCGUCUUACAAUUCCUGUAUGACCUUCCAUGAGAAGAUAAAACUCUACGGUAUACUGUCGGCAGCUGGGGCCACACAGCUUCCCGGUCCACUAGAACACUUACUCUGUGCUAAGAGAGCAGUGCUUGACUGCAUGACUGCAGUCCAGCCCACAGUGACAACCUUACCGUCAAGUUUGCAGUGGUCGGGCUCAUCUCCAGGGGUGACGAGGCCGCCUAAAUGGAGGAGGUUCUGAAGCUGACGGCCUGGUUUUUGGAGAACAACCUCGCUCUCAACACCAGCAAGACCAGAGAGAUCAUCGUCGACUUCAGGAGGAGCAGCACCGACCCUGCCCCCCUCUACAUCAACGGCGAGCGUGUGGCGAGGGUCCACACCUUCAGGUACCUUGGAGUCCACAUCUCUAACGACUUUUCCUGGACAGUCAACACCACAUCAAUCAUCAAGAAGGCUCAGCAGCGGCUACACUUCCCGAGAGUCCUCGGGAAGUACAACCUGAAGCCUGACCUGCUGCUGACCUUCUACCGCUCGUCCAUCGAGAGCCUGCUGACCUACUGUAUUACAGUAUGGUACGGCAGCUGCACUGCAGCAGACAGGGAGAGGCUGCAAAGAGUGGUCAAGACGGCUCAGAAGAUCAUCGGCCGCCCUCUCCCCUCUUUGAUGGACAUCUACACCUCCCGCUGCCUCAACAGAGCCAGUGCCAUCAUCAAGGACAGCACCCACCCUCGCUCUGACCUGUUCCACCUACUGCCCUCUGGGAAGCGCUACAGGUGCAUAAAAACCAAGACAAACAGGCUAAAGAACAGCUUCUUCCCCAGGGCCAUAACCACCCUGACGGACUGCCCCAUUGUCCCUCAUAACUGCCUUCUCUUCGGUGCAAUAACCCAUUCCACCAACCACCCUGUUUUUUUCAUGUAUAUAUUCAUUUCACCCACUGUAUAGAGUGUACAGGGUCACAUUUGUGGGCCACACCUUUCUUUGCACUUCUAUAUUUUUUUAUAUUUUUAUAUAUUUACACAUUGUUUUCUUGCAUGCA
Messenger RNA from Nerophis lumbriciformis (worm pipefish), 1035 nucleotides. Lineage: Eukaryota; Metazoa; Chordata; Actinopteri; Syngnathiformes; Syngnathidae. The record is from RefSeq and is a predicted model, not a curated record.